AUGGAAUGUGGAAAGAGCUUCAGUCGGAGGUACAAUCUCACUUCCCAUCAAAGAAUUCAUACAGGGGAUAAACCCUAUCAGUGUGUGGAAUGUGGAAAGAGCUUCAGUCAGAGCUCCCAUCUCACAUCCCAUCAAAGAAUUCAUACAGGGGAGAAACACUAUCAGUGCAUGGAAUGUGGAAAGAGCUUCAGGAUGAAGGACAUUCUAACUUCUCAUCUAAGAAUUCAUACAGGGGAGAAACCCUAUCAGUGUGUGGAAUGUGGAAAGAGCUUCAUUCAGAGCUCCUCUCUCACUUCCCAUCAAAGAAUUCAUACAGGGGGAAAACCCUAUCAGUGUGUCGAAUGUGGAAAGAGCUUCAGGAAGAGCUCCGAUCUCACUUCCCAUAAAAGAAUUCAUACAGGGGAGAAACCAUAUCAGUGUGUGGAAUGCGGAAAGAACUUUAAUCACAGCCACAGUCUCACUUGCCAUCAAAGAAUUAAUACAGGGGAGAAACCCUAUCAGUGUGCGGAAUGUGGAAAGAGCUUCAUUCAGAUCUACUCUCUCACUUACCAUCAAAGAAUUCAUACAGGGGGGAAACCCUAUCAGUGUGUGGAAUGUGAAAAGAGCUUCACUGAUAGCUCCUCUCUCACUUCCCAUCAAAGAAUUCAUACAGGGGAGAAACCCUAUCAGUGUGUGGAAUGUGAAAAGAGCUUCACUGAUAGCUCCUCUCUCACUUCCCAUCAAAGAAUUCAUACAGGGGAGAAACCAUAUCAGUGUGCGGAAUGUGGAAAGAGCUUCAGUCAAAGCCACAAUCUCACUUCCCAUCAAAGAACUCAUACAGGGGAGAAACCCUAUCAGUGCUUUGAAUGUGGAAAGAGCUUCAGUCAGAGCUCCCAACUCAUCUCCCAUCAAAGAAUUCAUACAGGGGAGAAACCCUAUCAGUGUGUGGAAUGUGGAAAGAGCUUCAGGACGAAGGACAUUCUAACUUCCCAUCAAAGAAUUCAUACAGGGGAAAAACCCUAUCAGUGUGUGGAAUGUGGAAAGAGCUUCAGUCACAAUCAGACUCUCACUUCCCAUCAAAGAAUCCAUACAAAGGAGAAACUCUAUCAGUGUGUGGAGUGUGGAAAGAGCUUCACUGAUAGCUCCCAUCUCACUUCCCAUCAAAGAAUUCAUACAGGGGAGAAACCCUAUCAGUGUGUGGAAUGUGGAAAGAGCUUCCGUCAGAGCUCCCAUCUCACUUCCCAUCAAAGAAAUCAUACAGGGGAGAAACCCUAUCAGUGUGUGGAAUGUGGAAAGAGCUUCAAUGAUAGCUCCUCUCUCACUUCCCAUCAAAGAAUUCAUACAGGGGAAAAACCCUAUAAAUGUGUGGAAUGUGGAAAGAGCUUCACUGAUAGCUCCUCUCUCACUUCCCAUCAAAGAAUUCAUACGGGGGAGAAACCCUAUCAGUGUGUGGAAUGUGGAAAGAGCUUCAGGACACGCUAUGAGCUCACUUCCCAUCAAAGAAUUCAUACAGGAGAGAAACCCUAUCAGUGUGUCGAAUGUGGAAAGAGGUUCAGGACACGCUAUGAGCUCACUUGCCAUCAAAGAAUUCAUACAGGAGAGAAACCCUAUCAGUGUGUGGAAUGUGGAAAGAGCUUCAGUCAGAGCUCCAAUCUCACUUCCCAUCAAAGAAAUCAUACAGGGGAGAAACCCUAUCAGUGUGUGGAAUGUGGAAAGAGUUUCAAUGAUAGCUCCUCUCUCACUUCCCAUCAAAGAAUUCAUACAGGGGAAAAACCCUAUAAAUGUGUGGAAUGUGGAAAGAGCUUCACUGAUAGCUCCUCUCUCACUUCCCAUCAAAGAAUUCAUACGGGGGAGAAACCCUAUCAGUGUGUGGAAUGUGGAAAGAGCUUCAGGACACGCUAUGAGCUCACUUCCCAUCAAAGAAUUCAUACAGGAGAGAAACCCUAUCAGUGUGUCGAAUGUGGAAAGAGGUUCAGGACACGCUAUGAGCUCACUUGCCAUCAAAGAAUUCAUACAGGAGAGAAACCCUAUCAGUGUGUGGAAUGUGGAAAGAGCUUCAGUCAGAGCUCCAAUCUCACUUCCCAUCAAAGAAAUCAUACAGGGGAGAAACCCUAUCAGUGUGUGGAAUGUGGAAAGAGUUUCAAUGAUAGCUCCUCUCUCACUUCCCAUCAAAGAAUUCAUACAGGGGAAAAACCCUAUAAAUGUGUGGAAUGUGGAAAGAGCUUCACUGAUAGCUCCUCUCUCACUUCCCAUCAAAGAAUUCAUACGGGGGAGAAACCCUAUCAGUGUGUGGAAUGUGGAAAGAGCUUCAGGACACGCUAUGAGCUCACUUCCCAUCAAAGAAUUCAUACAGGAGAGAAACCCUAUCAGUGUGUCGAAUGUGGAAAGAGGUUCAGGACACGCUAUGAGCUCACUUCCCAUCAAAGAAUUCAUACAGGAGAGAAACCCUAUCAGUGUGUGGAAUGUGGAAAGAGCUUCAGUCAGAGCUCCAAUCUCACUUCCCAUCAAAGAAUUCAUACAGGGGAGAAACCUUAUCAGUGCGUGGAAUGUGGAAAGAGCUUCAGUCGCAGCCAGAAUCUCACUUCCCAUCAAAGAAUCCAUACAAAGGUGGGAAAAACCAUUAUACAGCUUUAGAAUCCAGGCCUUUGGCUAAAUGACGUGUAUGAAAAUCAAAGUAUUAUGGGCCUUAAUUUAUGAUGAGUUUUAAAAAUGUUUGGAAUAACCUUUCUAAAAUGACCAGAGGGAUUUCUGUUAAGUAUUGUUGGCAGGGACAUCCCGGAUGCCUUUAGAGAGGUAUUCUUAUAUGCAACGGCUGCAGCUUGGACUUUGGUGGGAAAGGGGUGGAAGGAAGACAAUAACGGACUGGCAUAACAAGCUACAAGAAUUUGCUGAAAUGGUGCAGUUGACAAAUAGCCUGAGAGGCAAUUCAAAACAAAAA
Messenger RNA from Podarcis raffonei (Aeolian wall lizard), 2917 nucleotides. Its product is annotated as zinc finger protein 850-like. Bases 1 to 2613 code for a protein of 870 amino acids. Gene Ontology annotation, molecular function: RNA polymerase II cis-regulatory region sequence-specific DNA binding; DNA-binding transcription factor activity, RNA polymerase II-specific. The record is from RefSeq and is a predicted model, not a curated record. The transcript has 3 exons. Lineage: Eukaryota; Metazoa; Chordata; Lepidosauria; Squamata; Lacertidae. Gene Ontology annotation, biological process: regulation of transcription by RNA polymerase II.